Salvelinus namaycush (lake trout) is the source of this 792-nucleotide messenger RNA. RefSeq names its product PTB domain-containing engulfment adapter protein 1-like. The transcript is spliced from 8 exons. Lineage: Eukaryota; Metazoa; Chordata; Actinopteri; Salmoniformes; Salmonidae. The record is from RefSeq and is a predicted model, not a curated record. The coding region runs from base 105 to 632 and encodes 175 amino acids.
AGCAAGCUCGCCACCUGAAGUCGUAUAACUACAACCGUGUGGAUAGUUACUGAAAAAAGGAUCACAUCCCUGUCAUAGCCGGAUACAUUUUUUUCAGUGUAAAGAUGAGUGAUAUCUCUGACGAUGAUAAUGAGAUCUCUUUCGCAGUUAAAUUUCUGGGGCGUGUUGCGGUAGUCCGUUCUGAGGGCAUGCAGAUCCUGAAUGAGGCUGUUCAGAGCCUGAAGAUGCCUGACAAAGAGUCAACAGAAAAGCUGCAGAAGAAGAACAAGGUGUCGUUGUUUUUGUCCAUGAGCGGGAUUGACAUUUUGGAGCACAAAACCAAGUUCAUGCUGUACACAUGCCCCCUCUCCUCCGUGUCCUUCUGUGCAGUCAUCCCGACCACACCCAAAGUCUUUGGCUUUGUGGCCAAACACCCAGCUGCAGACAUGUACCACUGUUAUCUGUUCCAGAGCAAGAAAUUUUCUCAUCUGCUGGUGUCCAUUAUCGGAGAUGCAUUUCGGGCCACAAAGAGAGAGGCAAGCCUCAGAGGAGGCGGACGGGAUCUGAUUGUGGAGGCACUGAGGCACAAGAAUAAAGUCCUGCAGAGGGAGAAUGCCGAGCUGAGGAUGAGACUCAGUGCAUCCGGAGAUUAACGUUUCACUGCAGUGAUGACACAGCACCUCUACUGAGAACACAGGAACUGAACAUGACAGAUGUUUGAAGAGGAAUGGCCAUGUCAAAUGUACUGUAAUGCAUGUUGAUGAUACAUGACUCUAACUAAACUAUAAUGUCUGAAUAAAACAAUGAACAAUA